Molecule: messenger RNA, 2566 nt
Organism: Eurypyga helias (sunbittern)
Lineage: Eukaryota; Metazoa; Chordata; Aves; Eurypygiformes; Eurypygidae
Gene: FTSJ3
Product: FtsJ homolog 3 (E. coli)
Exons: 20
Coding region: 1-2496 (831 amino acids)
Biological process (GO): maturation of 5.8S rRNA from tricistronic rRNA transcript (SSU-rRNA, 5.8S rRNA, LSU-rRNA); maturation of LSU-rRNA from tricistronic rRNA transcript (SSU-rRNA, 5.8S rRNA, LSU-rRNA); rRNA methylation
Cellular component (GO): nucleolus; nucleus; preribosome, large subunit precursor
Molecular function (GO): rRNA (guanine) methyltransferase activity; rRNA (uridine-2'-O-ribose)-methyltransferase activity
Source: RefSeq, a predicted model, not a curated record
AUGGGCAAGAAACGCAAACUGGGCAAGAGCCGGAGGGACAAGUUCUACCACCUGGCCAAGGAGACGGGCUUUCGCUCCCGCUCCUCCUUCAAGCUUCUGCAGCUCAAUAGGAAGUUCCAGUUCCUGCAGAAGGCUCGGGCGCUGCUGGACCUGUGCGCAGCUCCUGGCGGGUGGUUGCAGGUGGCUUCCAAAUUCAUGCCGGUUUCCAGCUUGAUCAUUGGGGUGGACUUGGUCCCCAUCAAGCCUAUUCCCAACGUGGUGACGCUGCAGGAGGACAUCACCACUGAGAAGUGCCGCCAGGCCCUGCGCAAGGAGCUGCAGACAUGGAAGGUGGAUGUGGUGCUCAAUGAUGGAGCACCCAACGUGGGAGCCAGCUGGGUGCAUGACGCCUACUCCCAAGCCAACCUGACCCUCAUGGCCCUGAAACUGGCCUGUGAAUUCCUCUGCAAGGGAGGCUGGUUCAUCACCAAGGUUUUUCGUUCCCGGGACUACCAGCCGCUCCUCUGGAUCUUUCAGCAGUUCUUCCACAAGGUCCAGGCCACCAAGCCACAAGCCUCCCGCAACGAGUCCGCUGAGAUCUUUGUGGUGUGCCAGGGUUAUCAGGCACCGGACAAAAUUGACAGCAAGUUUUUUGACCCAAAAUACGCCUUCAAGGAGGUGGAGGUUCAGACUAAAUCUGUAAGCGAGCUGGUCAGCAAAAAGAAGCCAAAGGCAGAAGGCUACGCAGAUGGCGACACGACCCUCUACCACCGCUUCACCCUGAUGGACUUCCUCAAGGCUCCCAACCCCGUGGACUUCCUCUCCAAGGCCAACGAAAUCACACUGGGGGACGGUGAGCUGGAGAAUCACAGUUCCACCACGGAGGAACUGCGUCAGUGCUGCAAGGACAUCCGCGUGCUGGGACGCAAAGAGCUCAGGUACUGGGGGGGACUGGGCGUGGUGGGAUGGGCCUGUCACCAGGAGAGAUGGUCUGAGCUCCUUCCUUUUGGCAGCCUGAGCUCCGGUGAAGAGGAGGAAGGCAAAGAGGAGGAGAAGGAGAAGAAGACAUCAAGAGUUGCAGCUGAUGGGGUGGUGAAAGAGGAAGAGGAGGAGGUAGAGCUGGCGUUGGCAGAGAUGAAGGCCAAGGAGCUGGCGGAGUUAAAGCGAAAGAAGAAGAAAAUCCUGAAGGAACAGCGGAAGCAGCGUGAGCGUGUGGAACUGAAGAUGGACCUCCCUGGUGUCUCCAUCGCCGAUGAUGGUGACACCAACUGUAGCUUGUUACUCGUCUCACUUGCGUGGCAGCUGCUGAACGAGGUGACCCGGGGGGACAUGGCGUCGGCAGAUGCCCUCCUGGAGAUAGGGCCUGGGGAUGAUGACAUUUACGUCUCGGAUCAUGAGGAAGAGGAUGACGUGUCCCUGGCCAGCGAUCUGGACCCGGAGGAGCUGGUUGAGAUAGAGGCCCGUCAGCGCCGUCUGGAGCGGGAGAGGCGAGAACAGGGUGCAAAGAGGGUGAAAUUUAAGCAGAAGGAAGAGGAGGAGGAAGGGGAGGAAGAGGAGAAUCCCCUGCUGGUGCCUCUGGAGGAGAAAUCAGUGCUGGAGGAACGGCAGACCAGCCUGUGGUUCGGGAAGGAUGCCUUUGCCGGCAUUGAGGAUGAUGCAGAUGAGGACCUGGAGCUGGGACAGUCACAGAUGUUGGCUGAGAGACAGCGAGAGUCUCAGAGAGACAAAACAACGAGGAAAGAGCAGAAGGUGGUACCCCAGGAGGCAGCUCCAGCUGAGUCCCCGCCUGCCACAGACACAGCACCCGGCGCUGGUAAAGCGCAGGAUGAGCAGAGCAGCGACGAUGACAGCAGCAGCGAUGAGGAGGGGCCGCCGGCAACAGUGGGGAGGAAGCGGGGCCGUGUCGAGCCGUGUGGCUUCGAGGUGGUGCCCAUUGAGAAUCCAGUGAAAAGAGCCCGUGUCCUGGACGCAGAGGGCCUGGCACUCGGCUCUGUCAUCGCCACCUCCAAAAAGGCCAAACGGGACCUGAUUGAUGACUCCUUCAACAGGUAUUCCUUCAACGAGGAUGAGGGAGAGCUGCCAGAGUGGUUCACAGAGGAGGAGAAGCAGCACCGGCGCAAGCAGAUACCAGUGGACCGGCAGACGGUUGAGGCGUAUCGUCAGCGCUGGCGGGAGAUCAACGCCCGCCCCAUCAAGAAAGUGGCAGAGGCGAAGGCUCGCAAGAAGCGGCGGAUGCUGAAGAAGAUGGAGCAGAUGAAGAAGAAAGCUGAGGCUGUGGUGAGCACGGUGGAUAUCUCGGAGCGGGAGAAGGUGGCCCAGCUGCGGCGCAUCUACAAGAAGGCCGGGCUGGCCAAGGAGAAGCGGCAGGUCACCUACCUGGUGGCUAAGAAAGGCGUAGGACCCCGGGUACGCCGUCCUCCCGGCGUCAAGGGCCAGUUCAAGGUUGUCGACAGCCGCCUCAAGAAGGAUGUGAGGGCUCAGAAGCGCAAAGAGCAGAAGAAAAAACACCAUAAGUGACGUGGGACCAGCGCCGUCCAUGAUGAGGGACUCAGCCUGGGGCAUGGGGCAGGGCUGGCUCCUGUCCUCC